Molecule: messenger RNA, 1758 nt
Organism: Erigeron canadensis
Lineage: Eukaryota; Viridiplantae; Streptophyta; Magnoliopsida; Asterales; Asteraceae
Exons: 4
Coding region: 182-1627 (481 amino acids)
Source: RefSeq, a predicted model, not a curated record
UUCCUUUUGAACUUUUUUCCUCUUUUUUUUUUCGCACUCAAAUCCAAAUAAUCAAAUAUUAGCCACCAAACAAUCUCUUUUCUCACACCUUUAUUCAAAUAUUCCAUUCCAUUCAUAUCAUCGUUUACCAAUAUAUAUAAGAACAAAAAAAACCUUUCUUAACCAAAAUUUCCAAAAUAUAAUGCCCAUGGAUCGAUCAAGUUCAUCAGGAAGUCAAUCCGGGUCGGAGUCAAGCAUCAGAAACCGGUUCGGUAACACGGUCGUGUUAUCGAUCGAAUGCUUGAAAGGAAGUUCAAAAGCCGAAGAAUGGACCGGUGACAUGUUGGAAACAGGAGAUAUUGUUGAAGAGAUCAAAAUUGGAAAUAUUAGCAUGACUAGUCCAUUUAAGAAUGGAAAAAGUGGAGUUCAAAAGAUGUUACAUAAUUCCUUUAAAUCCAAAGAGACUUCUAUACGUGUUAGAAUUCGACGUGGGGUCGACGAAUUCGCUGAGCUCAUGGCAUGUAUCGUUCCGAAUAACGGAUCGAGUGGUGGUAAAAAACAGUAUAUGUUAAGGUCUAUUGAUGAUCCAAAUUAUACCGUUGCGUUUGUUGAUCGGACAGAAGCAGAAUGUUUGUCUUUACAAGCUUCAAGGAGUUCAAGAAUGGUGAAUGCAUUAGCAGCUGCCAAACUCCAUGAUGGAUAUGUUGCGUACCCAUGGCAAAAGAAAAUGCAGGAACUGCUGCCCGUUCCCAAUUCAAGCUGCUUCCUUUCCAUUCUUUUCCUACCAAAAGCCUCCGAUAAAGUGGCAUAUAGAUACAACGACUUAGAAGACACCCUUUCAAGAGCAAACGCUUGGCAUACCGCCUCUCAAGCGUCUGGGGUCCCUAUUGUCUUCAUGAACAUCCAAACAGAAUCCCUACUUACUAAGAUUACUGGGGAAACAGCUUCUUCAACUGUAAACGCUGGUUCUUUAUCAGACUUGAUGAAUCUUGCAAACGUGAGUCUGUAUGGUUUUGAAGAUUACCAUGGGGUUGACAUUGGGGUUGUCAGAGCUGUUCGCCUUUGGUAUGCUCCUCUUGGAGGGGAGAUCCCGGUUGAAAUUAAGAUACAUGAAGGUGAUUUAAAGCUUGGAUUUGCUAUAGGUCGCACUGAAGAGGGAUUCAUUCGUGUUACUUCUGUUAUUGAUGAUAAUGAAGACUCACCUGCAACACGUUCAGGUCUAAGUAGUUUGUACCGAGAAGCUAGAAAGGCGAGAAAGCAUCUUAUCAUCUCAAGAAUAUCAAAUCAAAAAGUACUUCCAUGGAUGGUCUCAACAGAAGGAGCCAUAAGAUGCUAUGAUACAAUUUCACUGAGUCAAAAACUCUCUUUACACAGACAUGCUAAAGUGCCUAUUUCCCUUCACGUGUUCGUGUGGGACCAAGAAGUCGCAAUGUUAGCCAAUGCUAACCUAAGGACUCAAACAAACCCACCACUCGUAAUGCAAUUACCUCAAGCGACACAAACUGCACAUGUUACAACUGCAAAUCAAGUCGUACCUGUUGAAUCGGAUUUCCCAGAUGGAGGUUCAGAAUUCAGAUUAGAAAGAGAUACUGCAGGGGAAGAUUCAUUCCGAUUUCAUAACUUUUCACUUCCAAGUAAUUGGGUAUAACUUGAUGCAUUCAUCUCUAUUGUACAUACAAAGGUUCGCGAAAAUAGAAAGGAAGUACAAGGUAGUCCUUAGUGAGUGUAUGCGGAUUCAACUGAUUUUAUGAUUUGUAAGAUAAGUAAUCUUUGAUAGCU